This is a messenger RNA of Diospyros lotus (date-plum), 618 nucleotides long. RefSeq lists its product as uncharacterized. The record is from RefSeq and is a predicted model, not a curated record. NCBI's taxonomy places the organism in Eukaryota, Viridiplantae, Streptophyta, Magnoliopsida, Ericales, Ebenaceae. Gene Ontology annotation, molecular function: nucleic acid binding; zinc ion binding. The coding region runs from base 1 to 618 and encodes 205 amino acids. The transcript has a single exon.
AUGUCAGUGGCUCAGUAUGAGGAGGAGUUCACCUCCCUAGCACGCUUUGCCCCCGAGUUAGUAGACACUGAUGAGAAGAAAGCGACCAAGUUCUUGAGAGGGUUACGAGUGGAGAUUCGAUUUCAGCUGGCAGGUGCGCAGUUCACUGACUAUUCUACACUGGUACAUCGGGCAUACAUCAUUGAGAGGGAGAGGAGCGAGCUGAGAGCAGCCCUGACAGCUACUAGGGGGUCAGGCUCAGCCCAGGGACAGGGCAAUGACAGGAAGAGGAAGGGUGCACCAGGGCCUUCGAGAGGCACGCCAGACAUCCCCCCAUGCAAGACAUGUGGAAAGAGGCAUCGUGACCCAUGCCGCUAUGACAGAGGGGUGACAUGUUACACUUGUGGUCAGGCGGGGCACGUACAGAGGGACUGCCCUCAGGGGUCAGGUAGAGCAAGCAGCCAGGAGGUGACAUGUUUUAAAUGUGGGCGCAAGGGCCAUAAGGCCAACGUUUGUUCAGUGCCACCCCAACGAGGAGGCCAAAGGCCGGGGUAUCAGAGUGAUAGAUCUGGGCAGAGGCAGUCAGUGCCUAGACUUCAGGGGAUGGCACCAUCAUUGGCACUACCAUCAGGACUGUAA